GAAAAAAGUGCCAGUUCAAAUGCAAGACUUAAAUCUAAUAAAGAGAUCCCAGGAUUAGUACAUCAACCCAGAGCAAACAUGCACAUCUCUGAAAGCCAACAAGAGUUCUUCAGAAUGCUUGAUGAAAAAAUUGAAAAGGGUCGUGAUUAUUGUUCAGAAGAGGAGGAUGUCACAUAGUGCCAAUUCUGCCACUCACAUCAGGAAUACUACUGUGUAAAUAGAUUACAACCCAGUUGAGACCUUUUGGAAGUCUUCUAGAGUGAACAGCACUACAUAACAGAAGAAGAUAAUUUCCACAUUAUAUGCUCCAUUCAGUUACAGUGUUUCUUAAUGAACAGAUGAGGAAUAUUGCUAAGAACUCGUAAGGAACUGUUUUUGUUGCUGCUAGUUAAAACUUGUUGCAACUUCUCACUUUUUUCUGUGUCCAGAUACGCAGCAAAUCCUUAAAGUUAAUCCAAAAGACGUUGUUGAUUUUAUUGAGGCUUCUGGCCUGUUUUCUAUCAGAUGAGGUAGUGUUAUACAAAGCUUCCAUAAGUGAACAUUCAAGCGUCUAAGAAACACCCUUAAGCUGUCUGUCAGUCCACGUUCAGGCCGGAGUGCUUAUUAAUGCUGGUGAUGGCAAGCUUUGGAGAUGGGAUGUUUUUUGCCAUGGCAGGCCUUGUUUCUCUACUGAGAAGAAGUUGAGAAACUAUUAUUCAUUAAAAGCAUGUUAUCACUGAAAUACUGGAAGUGAUACAGGAGCAGGAAUUUGUAUUUUAUGAGGAAAAACAGUUUUGUUUAAUAGGCAUCUUAAUCAAGGACUAAGCUUGCAGUAUUGGCUUUGCUGAGCACGAAUGGGAGAGUGAUCACAAUCAUUUUGAAUCUCUUUUUUUCUAAGAAAAUAAACAUUUUACUGUUUUUAUGUA
This is a messenger RNA of Nestor notabilis (Kea), 905 nucleotides long. Its product is annotated as chromosome unknown open reading frame, human C1orf21. The transcript has 3 exons. The record is from RefSeq and is a predicted model, not a curated record. NCBI's taxonomy places the organism in Eukaryota, Metazoa, Chordata, Aves, Psittaciformes, Psittacidae. The annotation marks the transcript as partial.